Plasmodium reichenowi is the source of this 270-nucleotide messenger RNA. Its product is annotated as putative exported protein. Lineage: Eukaryota; Apicomplexa; Aconoidasida; Haemosporida; Plasmodiidae. Bases 1 to 270 code for a protein of 89 amino acids. The transcript has a single exon. The record is from RefSeq and is a predicted model, not a curated record.
AUGGAAGCUGAGAAAAAGGAACAAAAACAGGAGAAAUCCGUGAAAACUUUGAUGAAGAAAAUUCCUUUCAAGGGUCCAAGUUAUGAUGAAUAUAUGAAAGUUUUUGGCAAAGCCCUUCCAGGUAGUGUAUCACCUACUAUGGUAUUAUCAUUUAUUUCUGCCGUUAUUUUAUUUUUUGUUCUUUAUAAAUCUAUGAAUCUCAUAAAGGAUAAAAAAUUAUUCAAAGCGCUUUUAGUAUUUUCAGCAUUUUAUGUAACGUUCUUUAAAUGA